This is a messenger RNA of Pyrenophora tritici-repentis Pt-1C-BFP, 264 nucleotides long. Lineage: Eukaryota; Fungi; Ascomycota; Dothideomycetes; Pleosporales; Pleosporaceae. The record is from RefSeq and is a predicted model, not a curated record.
AUGGCUAGUGCAAUGCCUGCUCCGCAUUUUCUCCUCCAACGGCUGUUCGCAUCUCAAUGCAUUACUUGCAACACGCCCAAGUCGGCCUUGGAUCCUCUUCGCUUAUGCACCCGCGGCACGGAAGAAGGAAAGGUAGUCGUCAACCCCCAGCUCAACUUGCAUCCUUCCAAGCCAGGCUUGCCCUUUUGCAACUUGACCGCUUCUUUCACCUCCAACGGCGAAGAAGCUACCCCUCUGUGCAUCGAGAUGCAGUGGCGAGUCUAG